AUGCGUGUGUCAAUGCAGAAAAGAGAUCAUAUCAGUGUGAUAUCUGCGAAUUAUGACUUAACUGUACACAGACGUAUUCAUACAGGGGAGAAGCCAUAUCACUGUAAUACUUGUGGUAAGGCCUUUACUCAGAAUCAUGAUUUAACUAUACACGAACAUAUUCAUACAGGAGAAAAACCAUAUCAGUGUGACAUCUGCGGUAAAGCUUUCUCCAGACGCAGUACCUUGAUUUCGCAUAAAUACAUCCAUACAGGUGAAAAGCCAAAUCACAGUGAUAAAUCGUCGUCUGUGAGAAAUGCCUUAACUGAGUAUAAACAAAUCCAUACAAGAGAGAAACCGUAUCCGUGUGAUAUCUGUGGUAAAUCAUUCUCCUUAUGGCAUCUGACUACACACAGACAUGUUCACACGGGGGAGAAACCAUAUCACUGUGAUAUCUGUGGUAAAGCAUUCUCACGCUUGUGGAACUUAACGACUCACAAACGUAUUCAUAGACGAGAGAUAGCAUAUCCUUCUGAUGUCCUGGAGGAAUCAUUCUCCAUAAACCAACUUGAUGAACAGAACAAUCACACUGGAUAA
This is a messenger RNA of Octopus sinensis (East Asian common octopus), 576 nucleotides long. RefSeq names its product zinc finger protein 2 homolog. Lineage: Eukaryota; Metazoa; Mollusca; Cephalopoda; Octopoda; Octopodidae. The record is from RefSeq and is a predicted model, not a curated record. The transcript has 4 exons. Bases 1 to 576 code for a protein of 191 amino acids.